Haemonchus placei is the source of this 1146-nucleotide messenger RNA. Lineage: Eukaryota; Metazoa; Nematoda; Chromadorea; Rhabditida; Trichostrongylidae. The record is from the annotation of a GenBank genome assembly.
UUUCAGAAGCACUACUAUCAGCCAGGAUUCACUAUGGUUGGCGGUGGGUGGAUGACAGUGGAGCAGAAUACUAGGCGAGAAAAGGAUCUUAUUCAUCCAAAAUCGGUGUGGAUUCAGGAUCAAGUUGUAAAGUUCGAGCCGAAAAAGAACUUGGUGAAGUUAAAGAAUGGUGACGAGAUCACAUAUGAUUAUAUGGUGCUGGCCACAGGUGUGCAGCUCCGUUGGGACAUGAUUAAAGGCCUACCGGAGGCUCUUGAAACUCCUGGUGUCACUUCUAACUAUUCUCCAUUACACUUCAAAAAAGUAAUCGCUAUUUUUCAGUCUGGUAACUGUAUAUUUACCUUCCCAAACACCCCUAUCAAAUGUGCUGGAGCUCCACAAAAAGUGUGCUAUUAUGGUGAGGACAUUGUACGUAGUCGUGGUUACCGUGACAAGACCCACUUCAUCUACGCAACGUCUUUGCCAAGGCUUUUUGGAAUAGAAGCCUACUUGAAUUCGUUGAACGCAAUUGCUAAAUCAAAGGAUAUCGAUGUGCGGACGAGACAUAGUUUGGUUGAAGUGGAUACGAAGAAUAAAAUUGCCAAAUUCGAAUUACUUGACGAGAACUGCGUACCGAACGGGAAAAUCUCAGAAAUACCGUACUCAUUGCUGCAUAUUGGACCACCAUGUUCUACUCCACCGGCUGUACGAGAGUGUCGUGAGCUGACCGAUGAAAAAGGCUGGGUUGAUGUGGACCCUCAAACGUUACGAUCAAAACAUUUUGCAAAUGUAUUUGCCGCGGGAGAUUGCAUGAAUACGGGCAAUGCUAAAACGGCUGCUGCAGUAUCAAGCCAUCUGAAGACGCUUGACAAGAAUCUCACUGCUGUUUUGGAAGGAAAAGAACCACCAGCACAAUACGAUGGCUACGCUUCUUGCCCGAUAGUUGUUAGCAGAAGCAAAGCCAUCCUUGCCGAAUUCCGGCCUGAUGGACAACGAAUGGAAACUACACCAUUUAAUCAAAGUGUGGCCAGACGGCAUCCAUGGUACAUGAAACGCUAUCUGAUGCCAUUCCUCUACUGGCGAUUUCUGGUCAAAGGACGAUGGAAUGGACCCGCUACAAUUCGAAAAAUGAUGCAUUUAUGGGGAUUAUUACCGAAAGUGAAAUGA